GCGGCUGGCCGAAGACGCAACACCGAUAAUCUAAAAAGAAACCCGCCGCCUCUUUUACGCAUGGAUCUGCCUUCGUCUUUUAAGGGAACUCAAGGAGAUGCAUUGAUUUGCGUCGUUGGAAAUCGAGGAGACUGGCACAUGGAAGCAAGGGCAUUCAUGUUGUAGGCUGCAAAGUUGCUAAAGUAGUUUCCCUUGAAGUUUUUUUCCGCCACUAGUUCAGAUUCCCCAUUUCUCCAGCCUGUAUACUCAUAGCCAUCAUGGCGAGGCGGGCAGGGGAGAAGUGCCUGGGUUUAACGCCGAACACGCGCUCUGUUUUCCGGAAUAAGCACCGUGGAUCCCACCGGGACUUCAAGUCUUUCUUGUGGAGCUUCGUUUUAAUCUGGUCGGCCCUUUCUUGUGGAUAUUGCGGGGCUGACACUGAGUUUUCCAUCCUGGAAGAAGCGCAAGUUUUGGCCGAGCAAAUGAAAAAGCUGUCCUCGCAGGAGCUGGGGGUAUUUACUAUGCAGAGGAUUUUCAACUCAUUUGUGUAUACCGAGAAGACAUCAAACGGAGAGACAGAAGUGCAGCAGCUUGCCAAGAAGAUUCGUGAGAAGUUCAACCGCUACCUGGACGUGGUCAACAGGAACAAGCAGGUGGUGGAGGCUUCGUACACCGCCCAUCUCACCUCCCCACUCACCGCCAUACAGGACUGCUGCUCCAUACCUGCAUCCAUGAUGGAGUUUGAUGGCAACUUCAACACCAACGUCUCCAAGACCAUCUGCUGUGACAGACUUUCCCCGACCGUCAACAGCCGGGCUUUCAACCCUGGACGAGACCUCAACUCAGUGUUGGCAGACAACCUGAAGUCCAACCCGGGGAUAAAGUGGCAGUACUUCAGCUCAGAGGAGGGCAUCUUCACUGUCUUCCCUGCCCACAAGUUCCACUGCAAGGGAGGUUACGAGCACCGCAGCAGGCCUGUCUAUGUGUCCGCGGUCCGUCCCCAGUCCAAACACAUUGUGGUGAUGGUGGACCAUGGAGCGUCGGUGACUGACACCCAGCUGCAGAUUGCCAGGGACUCAGCGUUGGUCAUCCUGAAUGCCAUAGAUGAACACGACAAGAUAUCCAUCCUUUCAAUCGCCGAAACAGUUCGCUCGUGUUCUUUGGACCAGUGCUACAAGAGCCUGCUGUCUCCGGCGACCAGCGAGACCAAGAGGAAAAUGAGCACUUUCAUUUCCAACAUCAAGGCCUCCGACGGUGCCACGCAGCACGCAGCGGGCUUCCAGAAGGCCUUCCAGCUGCUCCGAAACACCAGCAGCCUCAGCAAGCACACUGCUACCACAGACAUGGUAAUCAUCUACCUGUCGUCUGGUAUCACAUCUCGAGACGCAUCAGAGCAUGAGAAGAGAGCGACGCUCAGUGUGGUCAGAGAGGAGAACCGGCACCUCAACAACUCUGUCAUGAUCCUCACCUACGCCCUCAUGAACGAGGGAGUAACAGGCCUGAAGGAGCUGGCCUUCCUGCGUGACCUUGCAGAGCAGAACUCCGUCAAGUAUGGCGUCGACCGCAUGUUCGACAGAGACCGCUCUUCUGUGGCGUCCUCAUCCGGAUCAGCAGGAGCGGCCAUGUUGCCGGUGGUGAAAGGCAGCAUGAUGGUGCUGAACCAGCUGAGCAACCUGGAGACCACGGUGGGCCGCUUCUACAUCAACCUGCCCAACCGCAUGAUCGACCUGGCCCGCUUCAGCUUGCCCUAUGCUGACCCCAUGGGAGACGGUUUUAUCAUGACCGUGAGCCGCCCGUGUUACUUUGGUAACCUGCUGCUGGGCGUGGUGGGAGUGGAUGUGAGUCUGGCCUACAUCCUGGAGGACGUCACCUACUACCAAGACUCACUGGCCUCAUACACCUUCCUCAUUGAUAACAAAGGUUACACCCUGAUGCACCCGUCCCUGACGAGGCCCUAUCUGAUGACAGAGCCGCCGCUGCACACGGACAUUAUCCACUACGAGAACAUCCCGGGGUUCCCUGCUGUCCGGCAGAACAUUCUCAGUCUCCCUUUGGGCAGUCAGGUCAUCGCCGUGCCAGUCAACUCCUCUCUGUCCUGGCACUCCAACCGACUCAGAGACCCGAGCAAAGACGCGUACAACGUCAGCUACGCCUGGAAACUGGUGCAGGACACGUCGUUCAUCCUGUGCAUCGUGUACGUUCAGCCGGAGAUCCCAGUGAAGCAGCUGAAGAACCUGAACACGGCUCCCAGCUCCAAGCUGCUCUAUCAUCGCUUAGACCUGCUGGGCCAGCCCAGCUCCUGCCUGCACUUCAAACAGCUCGCCACCGUCGAGUCUCCCACCGUGAUGUUGGCAGCUGGUAGUUUCUCCUCUCCCUAUGAGCACCUCAGUCAGCCAGAGACAAAGCGUAUGGUGGAGCACUACACCGCCUACUUGAGCGAUAACACCCGGCUCAUAGCCAACCCUGGCCUCAAGUCCUCUGUCAGGAACGAGGUUAUGGCGACCAGUCACGUCACGGAUGAGUGGAUGACACUAAUGGAAAUGAGUAGCCUCAACUGCUACAUUGUGCGCCGUUACAUAGCAACACCCAAUGGGGUGCUCCGGAUUUACCCGGGCUCAUUGAUGGACAAAGCCUUCGACCCGACCCGCAGACAAUGGUACCAGCAUGCUGUGGCUAACCCUGGCCUCAUCACCUUCACUGGGCCCUACCUGGAUGUGGGAGGGGCCGGCUACGUCGUCACCAUCAGUCACACCAUCCAUGCCUCCAGCUCUCAGAUGGCCUCUGGGUAUGCGGUUGCAGUGAUGGGUAUAGACUUCACUCUACGCUACUUCUACAAGGUCCUGCUGGACCUGCUGCCCAUCUGCAACCAGGACAAAGGCAACAAGAUCAGGUGCUUUAUUAUGGAGGACAGGGGGUACCUGGUAGCCCACCCUACACUCAUUGACCCGAAAGGUCAUGCCCCUGCAGAGCAACAGCACAUCACACACAAGGAGCCGCUCGUUGCCAAUGACAUCCUGAACCAUCCGAACUUUGUCAAGAAGAACCUGUGCAACAGCUUCAGCGACCGCACCGUGCAGCGCUUCUAUAAGUUCAACACAAGCAUAGUGGGCGAUCUGACCAACCUGGUCCACGGGAGCCACUGCUCUAAGUACCGACUGACCAGAAUACCUGGCACCAACGCCUUUGCUGGCAUCGUCAACGAAACAUGUGACUCUCUGGCCUUCUGUGCCUGCAGCACCGUGGAUCGGCUCUGUCUCAACUGCCACAGAAUGGAGCAGAAUGAGUGUGAGUGUCCUUGUGAGUGCCCCCUGGAGGUCAACGAGUGCACCGGCAACCUCACCUACGCUGAGAACAGAAACCCUAGCUGUGAGGUGCACCAGGAGCCUGUCAGUCUAAAUGUGAUUGAUCCUGGUCUUCAUGACAGCCUACCUCAGUGUAUCAACACCCGCUGUAGCCAAAGAUACACCAGCAGUGACUGUUUUGGGGUGUUGGACUGCGAGUGGUGCAUGGUGGACAGCGAUGGUAAGACCCAUCUCGACAAGCCAUACUGCGCCCUGCAGAAGGAGUGUUUCGGGGGCAUCGUCGGAGCCAAGAGCCCCUACGUGGACGGCAUGGGGCUGCUGGACGAGGAAGUCGCAUCUCUCAACAUGAUUAAAAGUGCCCCUGUGGGUCCGGUCGCAGGGGGCAUUAUGGGAUGCAUCAUGGUGUUGGUGCUGGCCGUGUACGCCUACAGACACCAGAUCCACAGGCGCUCGCACCAGCACAUGUCACCGUUGGCCGCACAGGAAAUGUCGGUGAGAAUGUCCAACCUGGAUAACGAGAGAGACGAGCGGGACGAAGACAGCCAUGAGGACAGAGGAAUCAUCAGUAACACUCGAUUUAUCGCUGCGGUAAUCGAGAGGCACACCCACAGUCCUGAGCGCAGGCGGAGAUACUGGGGACGAUCUGGGACAGAGAGUGACCAUGGCUACAGCACCAUGAGCCCACAGGAGGACAGCGAGAAUCCGCCCGGCAACAACGACCCGCUCUCGGCCGGCGUCGAUGUCGGUAACCACGACGACGACCUGGACCUUGACACGCCGCCGCAGACUGCCGCGCUGCUCAGCCACAAGUUCCACCCCUAUCGUCACACGCACACGCACCACCACCCGCUGCACACACACACACAUCACCUGCAAGCUGCGGUCACCGUGCACAGCGUGGAUGCAGAGUGCUGAUCCUCAAUGCAGCGUUCAUGGAACUUUUAAUUAUAAAGACUAUUGUGAAAAGGCGUUUCUGCUUUACUGGACAGCACACGAGGAAGAGUGACAGGAUGGAUGGACGAGGCAGAGGAAGGGACUAAUGUACGGCAAAGCUGGACUUGCACCCGCAGCGUCUCGAGUGCUGACCCGCCGAGCCGCCACGAUGCCCGACACGAAUGAAACUUUUGCUUAAUUUGUGUGUUAGCCCCACGGUCUCACGUUACUGCCAUCUCUAUACCUUUCUCCUUCGACCUGAUUCAAAAAUCUGGCAAGUGAAGCGGAAAAUUGCUAGGCCAGUAAAAAAUGACCAAAUGGGAUGUGUUUUAUUUUAUUUUUAAUUUUUUUUAGAAGGAUUUGGAGGAUUCAAGACUCUGUAAGAGCACACACACACAAAAAAAAAAAAACUUUGGGAGCAAACACAAAGCUGUUUGAGCCCAUUCGUCGGCUUUCAGCAAGGACGCAACUGGAACUUCAAUGCCUUAAUACAAGAACAAGGUACAAGAUAUGUAGUUAUGCUUGACAUUUCCAUGUUGGUGGCCAGAGCAAGCGCUUUACAGGGCCGGUGGACUGCUUAGUGAAUGAAUUACUUUGGGAAAACCCUCCAGCCUGAGGUGGACCACUGCCCCCAUGUGAUGCCUGCUUCUUUUUAGCUGCAGGUCUCCAUCCCAGCCUCCACUAAGCCCACUUGUGGUAAGGAGAAGGUGGGUCGGGAUCAGAGCACUCCUUAUCUCUGGUGGAGACUGCUGGAGAUCUCCCACGAUGAGACAAAUACUGUAUCUACGCCACAGACCUGGGUUUAACAUGGGAUAUUGUCAUGGAUUCUCUUAUACCUUUAUUCUCCUGAAUUCUUCAGAUUGACAGUCCAACAGUGGUUUGCUCUUAAAAAUGUCUUGCCUUAACUCAAAGCAGGAGCUAAUGGCCUUACCCGCAAAGGGUUGGGAUGCUUGGACUUACUCAUAAAUAUCCAUAAACUUGACAAUAAUCACAAUGUCUGAAUACAGAAAACAAUAUAAAGAGGAAAAGAUUAUUUUUCUACUAUUUAUUAAAGGAGGUGGAUGGUGGGACAGAUGAGCAAGUGAGUGGCAGCUGUUAACCAAGUAGGGCGGCAGAUGACGUCGGCUGACAUUCACCUACCCGCUGCCCUCCGCUUCCUGUAACCAACACAUCAUAUCCUGUGUCAGAGCAAUUAGGGAGGAAGUGGUUUAUAACAUAGCACGUUUUUCUGCACCUGUUUCUACGGAUGUGAAGCACAGAGGGUCUAUGUGUUCUCGUGAGGCGAGACUCGCUGCAUGGAACGUGUCAAAAAUGUCCUUGUGUGCUUGACAGGACUUGUGUGCUUUCUGUCCUUGUAAGCUCCCAGAGGAUGGAUGGGGAAAAGAGAAGCCAGCUCCAGCAAGGAAAAACAAACAAAAAAAUAAAAUAAAAUAAAACACUCUGGCUUCAGUCACUGCUGGGGAGUUGCCGAGUGAGAAUAAUUGGGACUCUCACAGAUGUGUUGAGAGACUCGCAGGGAGCGAGUGCUCAUGCAAGUGCUGUAGAAAAACCAGCACAUGAUUGGGAUUUUCAGAUACGAGUCCCAUUUUAUCACGACACACCGCUCCACCUCUGAGACCAAGGCAUUAUUGUGCGUAAGGCCUCGGGUCUGUGAAACUAAAUAUUGUGCAAGACAAGUUUAACCGCCAUCGAUGGCCAAGAUGGAGACUCAUUUAAAACACAUAAGAGAGAGAGAGAGAGAGAAAGAUGCUGCUGUUCACUGUACAGAGGAUACAUGCAUCUGUGGGCUCCUCUGUGGUUAACCACUCAAAAUUUAUUUUAUACACUUCUCUGGUGCAACUUCAUGUGUGUUUGUGUGUGAGAGUGUAUGAGUGCAUGUGUGUGAGAGAGAGAGAGAGAGUCUGAAAGAAAGAAUAAAUACCCAUUUAGAACGUUUUCAUUGAAUGCGUCAUUGUAAUUUUUGUUUUCAAGAUAGUAUUAGAGAAUAGAGAUGAAAUUAUUAUGUUUGAGAAAUCCACUUAUUUUUUAUUCUGAUGAGAGAGUCACUUGACCUGAUCUGUGCUUAGCGGGGUUGAUUGUUCAACUGGUCGAAUCAAGUCACUAUGGUAUCUUUUUAUUUCUGGAUGCAAAAUGUCUAUUGUUCCCAGAGAUACAGUAUGAAGUGUAAAUACAGAAUCACAAAUAGCUAUUAAUGUGCUGUACACUCCAUUUUUUUUUUUUAUGUUGGGAAGACAUGACGUGUGCUUCACAUGAUGCUCAGAUAUUUUUGGGUUGAUACUGAAUUGUUUGUUCAUGGUAUCUCACUAUAUUCUUGAUGCCUUGGAUGUUGUUUUUUUUCCUUUAGGUCCAUAUUGGAUGGAAGUCAGUACUUGGAAAAAUUAAUACAUAUAUUAAGUUCAAGUGUCUUUAAGAGACUCCUAGGUUUUAUAGUUUUGUUUCUUCAAAAUGUCAAAGAAAACUUCUCUCUCCAUAAACUAACUUAGAUUGCAAAUAACGGUACUACAUUUUUUCAUCGAUUAAUGACCAAAAUAACAGCCUUGUAGUGGAUUUUUGGGUUUAGGCUACUGUAAGCCACACUAUGGUUCUGUUGCUAGUUAGACCAUCGGUUAUCUUAGCAUAUAUGUCACUUUAGUAGAAUAUUUUAUAUUUUUUUUAACAUGUGUACACAUAUAUGAGCUCAUUCAUUUUCAACUUUAGCUGUCCUAAUGAGCCUGCCUUGCAGAGAAAUAUAAUUUUUUGACAAAUCUGGUACAGAAGAGAGAAUAAAAGCAAAUAUACUGUAUGUACUAAUGUUUUCUGGGAUAUGUCACCACAGUUCACAGAGGUAUGGCUUUUUCUUAGUCUGUGCUUUCACAAAACUUGGGGUUGACUGCUCUUGAACUCAUAUAGGGUAUGCAUAAUAAGUGAAAUAUUCCACUGAAUUGAAUUUGCUUCAAAUCACAGCAGAGUUCAUGGUUCUGGUUCUGUGAGCAUAUAUCCAUACAGACUGAGGUGCCGUUUUAAGUUCAGUUCCUGUAGAUGCCAGGUGUAAACUCAACCAUGCCACUGAGGCAACGGCAACAAAAGUUAUUCACAACCCUGCAAACCACAAACCAGGCCCGUUUGCGUCGCUUCAGGUAGCACACUCUCCAUCCUAUCUGACGUCAAAGCAUUUGAGGGCAAAUUUAAAAAUCAAAUCCAUUGCAGUCUUGGGAAUAACUUUUGUUGUAAGUGUGUGCUAGGUUUUUUUUUUUUUUUUUUCUUUUUUUGUCAAAGAUUGAGUUUGUUGUAAAAGGCUUUUUUUUUUACAGAGAGCAUUUUAACAGUAUUUACCAAUUGUUGUAAACAAGUAUAUGUGUGUAUACAGAACACUCAGAAUCGCAUUGAUUAAUGUACUGAAGGAACAUGUGUACAUCACCCCCUCCCCUCCCCCCUCC
Molecule: messenger RNA, 7630 nt
Organism: Myripristis murdjan (pinecone soldierfish)
Lineage: Eukaryota; Metazoa; Chordata; Actinopteri; Holocentriformes; Holocentridae
Gene: cachd1
Product: cache domain containing 1
Exons: 27
Coding region: 258-4196 (1312 amino acids)
Cellular component (GO): voltage-gated calcium channel complex
Molecular function (GO): voltage-gated calcium channel activity
Source: RefSeq, a predicted model, not a curated record